Arabis nemorensis is the source of this 348-nucleotide messenger RNA. The record is from the annotation of a GenBank genome assembly. Lineage: Eukaryota; Viridiplantae; Streptophyta; Magnoliopsida; Brassicales; Brassicaceae.
AUGAACGGGUAUGAUAAAUACUUGAUGAGGAGUUACGUCAACAAAGCAUAUCACUUUGACCUUUUCAACACCGUCGAAGAGCUCUCUCCAAGCUUUGGUGUAUUGAUUUAUCAUCGCUUUGCAAACUUUGUUCUUCAAUGGAUUACAAUACCGUUUAAGGUAUUGGGUAUGAGACCGGACCUUGAUCUUGAACAUAGCAUCACAUCGACAAUAGUUGAGGAUUGCUGGAUUGCUGCUCUCUGCACUCGGAAUAUGAAUGUAAUCGAUGAUGACGGUUUAGGCAUUUGGAGAUUUCAUUUUGGGAUUACUGCUUUUGAUACUCAUGAUGUGAGUGUAAAUGAUGAUUGA